Scophthalmus maximus (turbot) is the source of this 3566-nucleotide messenger RNA. It is a transcript of the gene cerkl, whose product is annotated as ceramide kinase-like. The record is from RefSeq and is a predicted model, not a curated record. Bases 47 to 1870 code for a protein of 607 amino acids. The transcript has 13 exons. Gene Ontology annotation, molecular function: kinase activity. NCBI's taxonomy places the organism in Eukaryota, Metazoa, Chordata, Actinopteri, Pleuronectiformes, Scophthalmidae.
UUUACUCACCGCGUGCCCGAGCCGUCUCCGUAGGGCUGAUGAAGCCAUGUGCUGUCUCCAUGGCGACAAGACCCCGGAAAUACACCGCAAACCUGCCCGGAGGGGUGACUUUGGUUGGUUGAUCAGCUUACUGCACGUUCAUCUGCCGCUUUGUUUAUCAGAGAGGGAGAUCGAUUUGUUUGUUUUGGUCGAGUCCGUGAACAUGUCGGAGUCCGAGAAGGAGCUGGGCGAGCAGAGGGACAGCACGAAGAAGAAGAAGAAGAAGAAGAAGAAAGAGACGCCGAGCGGGAAGACGAAGAAGAAGCAGCAGCAGGGGGAGAGGCGGGAACAGGAAGUAGUGCAGCGGGAGCAGGUGGAAGAGGAGCACAGUGACUCUGUUGUGCUGCGCGGGAUCUUCAAACUGGGGAAGAAGAGCCACGACGUCCUACUCACCCGAACCAGACUGACCUGGACCCCCAUCACCCCUGAAACCCCUACAACAGGUGAGGCGUGCCCGCCGCAGCCAGGCGUGUUGCUGCUUCGGGACGUGUACGCGGUGAAGGUGAAGCGGCGGCGAUCGGCGGGCCAGGAGUCGGGCGGAGCCGUGCUCGGCGUGGCCCUGUUCUGCUGCAGGAGGAGAGGCAGGAGGCUGGAGCAGGACACGCUUCAACUCCACAACGCCUCCGCGGAACACACUCACACCUGGUACAACACCCUGAAGGAGCUGCUCACAGCGUUCAGUCGUCCCAGGUAUCUGAAGGUGUUCAUCAACCCCAGCAGCUACAAGAAGGAGUCGGUGCACAUCUAUAGAGAACACGUGGCUCCGCUCUUCAAGAUGGCCGACGUCCGCACCGACAUCACCGUGACGGAGAGGAAGGGUCAUGCUCUCUCAGUGAUGAAGGAAUGCAAGCUGGAUGAAUAUGAUGGGGUGGUGUGUGUCGGGGGUGACGGUUCAGUGGCCGAGCUGUGUCACGCUCUGGUCCUCCGAGCUCAGCUGGACGCAGACUCUCCAGAGAAACCAGUGAGACCAGUGCUGCCGCUGGGCAUCAUUCCUGCUGGCUCUACAGAUGUGGUUUCUUGUUCUGUUCAUGGUGUCCGAGAUCCAGUCACAGCAGCCCUCCACAUCGUACUGGGUCACAAGCAGCAGGUGGACAUGUGCAGCUUCUCGUCUCUCGGUCAGUUGGUGUGUUUCGGUUUCUCCGCCAUGUUCGGCUUCGGCGGGCAGAGCUUGGCGCGGGCGGAGAAAAAGCGGUGGAUGCCGACGUCGCGGCGACGAGAGUACGCCCUGGUGAAGACGCUGGCUAGACUAAGACCAGAGGACUGUCAGUUGUCUUUCCUCCCGGCGAAGACGUCAACCAGGAAUCUGUCUGAGCAUCGAGACAACCAGGAUCUGGACCGCGGUCCAGAGGAGACCUGGACGACCAAUCAGGGCCUGUAUCUGAACAUCAGCAUCAUGUCCAUCCCCUGUCUGAGUCCACAUGCACCUCGAGGACUGGCUCCCAACACAAGUUUGGCAAAUGGCAGCGCGGCACUGAUCGCAGUGGGAAACACCUCCAGGUCCGAGUUCAUCAAACACCUGAAGAGGUACAGCAGCUCCAGUGAACCGUUCAGCUUCUCCUUCGUGGACACGCACGCCGUGUCAGCGGUGAGGAUCCGCCCCCGUUCCCUCGUUGGUUGGACGGAGGAGGAGGAGGAGAGUGAGGAGGAGGAGGGCGAAUCCAGACCAACGCCCAUCAUCCAAUCAGAGGGGGCCGCCUUCCCCUGGAACAUCGACGGAGAGCUGGUGGAGAUCGCUAACGAAGUGCUCGUCAGGGUCCACCCGCGGCUCAUCACUCUGUGCGGGGAGGAGUUGGAUGAGGCUGAAUCAACCAUAUCCUGCAGUUGCUUCUGAGUCCAGCUGAGGUGUGUGUGUGUGUGUGUGUGUGUGUGUGUGUGUGUGUGUGUGUGUGUGUGUGUGUGUGUGUGUGUGUGUGUGUGUGUGUGUGUGUGUGUGUGUGUGUGUGUGUGUGUGUGUGUGUGUGUGUGUGUGUGUGUGUGUGUGAGACCAAGACACAUCGCCAUGGUAACAAUGACUCAGCAGUCCCCUCUAGGUCGUAAUAUUUUCAGUAGAGUUGAGAACUAAUGUCGAAGUUUCCCUCACAGCUGCAUUAACUUAUGUUUUAUUUUUUACCCCAUAAGUUAACUUAUGAGCUACCUUUAUUAACUGUGCUUUAUACGUUUGUUACUUAAAGAUUAAUGAUUUAUAUUCAAAUGAAUGUUUACAUUUUUCUAUGUUGUAAUUGGGCUGCCAGCUUUUCUCUGAUGACUCUUUUUUUUAAAUUAAUUUGUGUUGCAUUGUUUUUGUUACAAGUUUCACUUUUUAAUUCAUCUCUCUCUCUGGUUCUGCAGCAGUGAUUGAUGAUUUUGAUUAAUUCUUUGAAAAAAAGCACAAAAAAAAUCAUGUGAAAUGUUUAUAAGCAUUAGUAGUGACAAUAACAUGGGAAUUUACCAACAAUGGGAGAUAUUUAUGAUAAAUAAAGAUCUAAAGAGAGUUCAAAAUAUAAAUGUGGGCCAAAAAAAACUAGUCACAUAGUCAAACUGAAUUCUGCAAAAAUAAUGACAGGGUGAGUUUAUUGUGUCCAAAGUCUGUAAAAGUUUUAUAUUUGAAUAUUAAAGAGCUGUUUGCACAGUUUUUUUUAAAUGUAGAAGCUUUGUUAAAUGAGAUCAUCUAGAUUUUCUUCAAGUCACGGGGAAAAAAAUGUACAAGUUGUUGUUUAAAUAGAAAAACUUUUGUCUUUUUAAUAGAGAAGUGUUGAUAAAAAGCAGUGAGACUCUCCAGUGCAGAACACAUUCACAUAAACAAAAAAUAACAACAAACUAAUUUAUUAAAGUAAUUAAAACAUCUGUGUGUGUGUGUGAUGUGCAUUUGUACUAAACAGAUAAACAGACGUGAGGGUGGCGGCUGUUUUAACCGUCUGGAUUCACAGAACACAGACGGAUAAAACAAUGCUUUUUUAAUACUUUCAUUACAUUAAACAUUUUUUUAAAAGCUGAUUUUCAAGUUCAUAUGAUUCAACUUCAUGGCUCAAUGUGUUUCUGUCUGUUACUGUGCUUUGGCGACUGUGAAGCUUCUUUUUUUUUACAAACAAGCGGGAAAAUCCAGUAAAACACACAUUUUAACACAUAAACAUAUUUUUACGAACAUUUCUAAAAAGCGCUUUGUAGUAGAUAAAAGUAUCACUGAUGUCAAACAGACAAAACAGUUGAAACCGAACUUGAUGUCACAUGAUAUGUGUGUUUCUAGGAGCGGAGCUCUUGUUUUUUUCUGACAUCUACAGUACAGGCCUCCAGACGUGCUCAUGUGGCUCCGCCCGGCUGUACUUUGUUCCCAUUUUUUUUGUUUUUUGGCACAAAACGGUUUCCUGCUACAUUUCCCUGAACAGAAUAACGGCGGAGGAAAACAGUCACACAGCGCACCACAACAUCAGACAACAGUGUGAAAUCUGACCGAGGAUGGGGGGGGGUCCAUUCUGCUAAGAACGUCUCCAUCUGUCCUCCAUCCUCUGACCAGGAAAUGAAUCAAGAUGGAUGUUUCCAGACGGCUCGCU